AAGGAGAAGAAAUGUAUCCUACGGCGAACGAUGAAAUUUCGGUUCAGAACAUUGUAUCACCAAAAAAAUGCAAGACUGGAACCACAAUGCAGAUGGGGGGUGAAGAAAUUCUGGUGCAAGGCUAUAAAACAUCAAGGAAAAGUCGAACAAAUGAUGAAAUAACUUUAACAAAAAGAGAAAGGAGAAUAUUAAAACGUCUACAAGAAUCAAAAAUCACGAUAAGGAGAAUGGCAAAGUCUUUAUUAAAUUUGGAUAAAUUAGACUCUGAUAUCCUUAAAUCGAUUGUGGAAAAUGCAGUCAAAAAUUACAAAAAAGCCCCACACGGAAAACGAUGGCAACCGCAAAACAAAACCUACGCUCUGUCUAUUUUUAAGCGUUCUCCUAAAGCAUACCGGUAUUUGCAAAAAAUGUUACCACUCCCAAGCACACGAUCACUUCAAAGGCUUUUAAAAGAAAUCCCUAUGGAACCUGGCAUUCAUUCUAAGAUUAUACAGAUAUUAAAAGAAAAAUCUGUAGAAAUGGAAGAUGACGAAAAAUACUGUGUGUUGUUUGAUGAGAUUGCCUUGAAGAAACGACUGAUCUAUAAUGAAUCACUAGAUAAGGUUGAAGGCUUUGUUGACCUGGGAACUGGUGAAAGUAUGGGCAGAAACAACAAAAUUGCAGGACAUGCCUUGGUAUUCAUGAUACAAGGCCUGAAACAGAAAUUUAAACAACCGGUAGCGCAUUAUUUUGUUGAAGGAACAAUAGAAAGUGAAAAGUUAGCAGUAUUGAUAAAAAAUAUUGUGAGAGCCAUACAAGAGGCUGGAUUCAAUGUUCUUUCGACUGUUUGUGACCAAGGCCCCACUAAUAUUGGUGCUAUUAAUUUAUUAAGAAAAUUUAAUGGCCUGAGUACUGAAGCCAACUAUUUUCUUAUUGAUGAACAAAAAGUAUUCAUAAUUUUUGAUAUUCCACAUCUAUUUAAAUCGAUAAGAAACAAUUUUUUACAAGCUGGUAUUAUGGAGUACAAAGGGAAAAGGGCGAAAUGGUGCCAUUUGCAAGAAGCAGAAGAGAGGAAUAGGAAUUUUUUGAAUUUCAAGAAAAUCACAUCAACAGUUGUGAACCCUACAUAUAAAACUAAAAUGCGUGUUAAAUAUGCAGCUCAAGCAUUAAGCAACACGAUGGCCGCGGUUUUGAAGAUGAUGGCAUGGAGCGACCCACGUUCAGAAGAGAUCAAAGAUACUGCCUACAUUGUUGAAGAAAUGGACAAACUUUUUGAUUGCACAAAUGGACCAAAAUCGCCAGAAGAUGUAAAAAAAGGGAUCAGGGAAAAUGUUUCAAAAAAAACAAAACACGUGGAAUCUUGGAAUUAUUAUUUAAAGUAUAUUCAUACAAUUAAAUUUCUAAAGUCAGACUCUCAAAUACGUUUGAGAAAUGUGCGUUGCAUCCAGGGUUUAGAAACUUCUUUAAAGUCAUUAAAAGAUAUUUGGAAUUUUUUACACAGAAAAGCUAGUUUCAAGUAUUUAAAUUUACGCCAACAUAACCAAGAUUCCUUGGAAAAUUUGUUUGGGAAUAUUAGACAGCACAGCAUAACAAACAGAAAUCCAACAUGCAGUCAUUUUAAUGCUGCUUUAAAAUCCAGUGUGAUUUCUGGAUUAACAGGGCCGCAUAGUCGUGGCUCAAAUUGUGAAAUUGACUAUAACAAACUGGUUAUAUCUCAUGCAGAAUUAACUAAAAAAUCUGAGUCUGAAUUAAUGCUUGAAGCUACGUGUCUGAAUGAGAAUUCUGAUAAAGAAGAGGCAGAUGUUUGUUAUCCUAUGCUGUCGCUGCCCGAAGAACCCGAGAUUGAACAUGUCGAAAUUUCUUUUUGCAAUUUUGAGGAACAACCAAUUGUAUAUAGUGAUUCCCUACUGAAGUGGAGUAAAAGAAUGAGGUCCUCCGCUGGUCGCACGAUGGUGGUGGCCGCUUCUGCUGACUUGGAUAUUCCCUCGAAUUGA
Molecule: messenger RNA, 1973 nt
Organism: Aricia agestis (brown argus)
Lineage: Eukaryota; Metazoa; Arthropoda; Insecta; Lepidoptera; Lycaenidae
Exons: 5
Coding region: 12-1973 (653 amino acids)
Source: RefSeq, a predicted model, not a curated record